Messenger RNA from Aplysia californica (California sea hare), 2557 nucleotides. Its product is annotated as C-factor. Lineage: Eukaryota; Metazoa; Mollusca; Gastropoda; Aplysiida; Aplysiidae. The record is from RefSeq and is a predicted model, not a curated record.
GGAAACGAAACGAAACAAAAUUAGGCUAGUUAAGGGGGCUGCCUCUUGCCCGGCUACAACAAACAACAACAAAACAAGGCCAAGGCUAGGAUCUUGGCUAUCCAUCGUCAGUGUCAGUGUCACUGUUGCAAAACAACUAGGCCUAACCUGAAGGAUAGAAUAGGCAACGUAGCCUAGGCACUUUUUAAAAACGCCUAGUCAUUCUCAGUGACCAGCUUUGCGAUUUAGUUUGCAAUUACAUAUUAGGCCUAGACUCUACGAUUUGGGAGUUUUAUUGUAAUUGUGCCGUGCCGUAGCCCAGUCGAGCAGCGAGCCUAGACUAGAUCUAGGCCUAGAAAUCUAGAUCUAGCAGGGUACAGUAUAUAGUGAGGUGUGUCAGUGUCAGGUGCCACGAUAAAGUAGGCUAGCCUUGCGCUUGGUGGAGACUUGGCCUUCAACUUUAACAUUAGAUCUAUCUAGAUCUAGAUCUAGAUUAUAUAAUAUAAUCGCUUUUAUCGGACUUCUCGGCGUACUGCGUUCCCAGGCUCAGGAAGGUUCUGAUCUGAUUUAGAUUCUAGAUCCUAGAUCUAGAUCUAGAAAUCUAGAGGUGUCCGGAGCAGAGGCCAAACUUUUCCAAGUUAAAUUUUUUUUGUCUUCAAUCUUGAGCUUCAUGAUACUAGCCUAAUCAUCCUAAUCAUGAGAUCUAUACUCUAGAUCUAGGCUUCGACCUUUCUCUAUCUAGAUCUAGAUCUCUAGAUUUCUAUACUGGAUCUAUACUAAUACCAUAGGAGGCCAAGAUAUCGCCAUGCCUUUAGCAGCAAAAACGAUCUUGGUGACCGGAGCGUCAAGAGGAUUGGGUCUGGAAUUUGUGAGACAAAUUCUACAAGCCUCUGCAGCACCUGAAGUACUCAUUGCAGCCUGUCGUAAUCCCAGUUCUGCAUACGAUCUUCAGAAUCUGGCGAAAGCACAUCCAUCAGUGAAAGUGAUCAAAUUAGAUGUGGAAAAAGAUGAAGACAUAAUUUCUGCUGCCCAGGAAACAAAAAACAUUGUUGGAGAGCGAGGACUGAAUCUUUUGAUCAACAACGCUGGUAUCUAUGAUAAAACUGAUGGCUCUGAACUUAAAACCCAGUCCCGGGAGAAUAUGCAGCGACAUUUCGAUGUCAAUUGUUCUGGCCCCAUCAUCAUGGCACAGAAGUUCCUGCCUCUCCUAGAGCAAGCCGCAGCUCAGAACAAGUCUCAGCCCAUGAGUAGUAACAAAGCUGCCCUCAUCAAUAUUUCUUCCAUCAUGGCAUCUCAAAAUGUGACUUACGAAAGUGGAAGAGGGACUUCCUUUCAUUACAAAUGCUCCAAAUCUGCGGUGACUAUGGCUACUAUUUUGAUCUCUCGAGAGUUGAGAGCAGCUGGUAUUUUGGCAUUGUCACUUCACCCGGGCUGGGUACGUACAGACAUGGGGACAGAAAAAGGCGAUAUUUCUCCAGAGGAGAGCAUUACUGGCUGCCUUCAGGUGAUUGGAUCGCAAGGUGAAGAGAGCACCGGCAAGCUUGUCAAUUACAAGGGAGAUGUGAUUCCUUUUUAAACAGCAGCUUUUUGUCCUUUUUGUAUGUAUGACUGCUAGUUUUUCUUUGCUCUUAAAAUUACUUUUUUUGUUGGGGUGGGGGAGAUGAGCUGUAUUUUUUAAUUUAAAAAAAGUUAUUUCUCUCUCUCUCUCUCUCUUUAGUGAGACAGUGGGAAAAAAUGCAUAGUUUUAAAAGUAAAAUUUCAUGGGGAGACGUUAUAAAGCAACCAUAAUGCAUUUGUCACGAGCCAUUUGACCUAGCUCUGAAUAGACGAAGCUGCCAAUUCCACACUGCCUAAUGCGGACAAUUACACUAAAGGAUAGAAAAUACUGAGUUUACUAUUAUUUAAUCAUCUUUUCACCACUGGUUUCUUUUUACAACAAUUUUUUGUAUGCUUCAAACCUUGUUAUACAAUUCCACCAUACCCUUUGAUUCACGUCUUCAGACAUCCUAACUGCUUUGUGAUACUUAAUUUUUUUAACUGCAAUUGAUCUUCUAUUAUCUCAGUGCAGUAUGAUGCUGCAGUUUCUGUUACUACUGUUACUACUGUUUCCCUUUUAUGGAGAAUAGUCACCCUCUGCCUCAGGUCUGCAUUUUGUCUCGAUUGUGUUGCUUUGAAUUGGUUUUUACAUCAUGUAUGGCAGUCUCCUACCUCAGUUCAAAGCAAAUAGACUUCAUUCACAGCCUUUAUGAUCUGCUGAUAACACACUGAGGGGCAUUGUCUCUCAUUGUUUGGACCUUGCUGUUAGAUGUUUGAAAGUUGAUUUACUUUUGUUGAAUUUACAGACAAGAAUUUACAAGAACUAACCUCAUAUGAUAUCUAGUUUGAUCUUGCAGGAUGUCAUAUUGCAUAUAUAUAAAUGUAAGUAUAUCUAGUCAAGAUAUAUAUAUCAACUUAUUUUCAUCAAGUUUUUCCCCCCACUUUUCAUGUAUACUUACUAUGUUUAAUGCAUUCCAAACUUGUUAGUUUCUAUUUUGAAGUACGUGACAAAUAGACGGACGGACGGAAGUUGUAUUCAGAA